UCGUUAAACAGCGGCUCGUCCCCGCUGAGUAUGCGGACGAACAACACCGACGCCGACGCGAGGGCCGCGGGCGGGCAGCGCCUCGUGUAGGGGAAGCAGCGAUGUCUCUGCGGCGCCUCUCCGUCGCCGUGGCUCUGUGCGCCGCGUGGUUCCUGUCCGACUGCACGCCGACUCAGUGCGUCUUGUGCGGCCUCUUUUGUUUCGCCGCCCCGCUGUGGCUCGUGAGCACUCGGCGCGAGGGCAGCACUCAAACCGACGAAGGGUCGAGUGCACGUCCGCUCCAGGAGCCCGUGGUGGGAGAGUUGUCUGGUGACUUGUCCCAAAGGCACCCUGAACCACCCGAGUCCCAGUAUCCACUCGUGAAGGCGUCCCUGCAGCAAGUGUUCGAGUGCGCCUACGCCCAGCUGCUCCUGCCUUGGUACGGCGUCGCCGAGCCUCGUCGGCGCCAGCCCCUGCACCAGGUGCUCGGCGGGGAGUUCGACUUUGUGAUCGACCGCAUCGUCGAGCGAGCCGAAGGCUUCGACGUUUGCCAGGCGGUCGUGGGCUGCGUUCGUAUUUUGACUCAGCACUUGCAUAACGCGAAGCAGUCUGACAGAGAGCCCUCGUUGAGCUCGAGAGCGGAGGAGGUCGCGGCUCUCCGGAAGUGUUCCGACGCUCUAUUGCGUAACCUUUUCCACGAAUCUCUCUGGGGCCACGAGGUCAACCGCUGUGCCUUGACUGAGAUCAUAGCUUUAAAGGGGCUCGGUCUGCUGGUGACGUGGCUGUCGGACCCCGACACGCUCAACCAGCUGGUGGUGAGCCAGCUGGACAGCGUGACCCCCACGGGCUCCGUGGAGGAGCUUUGUGGAUCCGACUCGGAUCGAACCUCUCCGGCUUCAGAGGAGGGCGAAGGCCGGGACGAGAGCUUGGAGGGAGCAGCAAUUUCAACCGGCAAAGGGAUCACAACCAAAAGAAAAGCUAACAAGUUGAAAGAAGGGUGGUCUAAAUUUGUGCACAAAGUGAAGUGCAAGACGGAAAAGGACAAGAGGAAAACGAAGAAGAAGAUGAAGACCGUGGAGCAGGAACUGAUUCUCAGGGUAAUGGCGAUGCAGGGAGACGCGUCCAGCGAGGGCUCCGUCGGCAGCAGGAACGGCUCCGUCCUCGGCCUGCAGGACUCUGACAGGGACGACAGUGAUCUGGAAGACUACUUGACGGGCGUGCAAGAGAACAUGAUGGAAUUCAAGCUCUCGUAUGAGAUGUGGCGCGUCGGCCGCUGGGCUGUCAGCAUCCCUCACGCCGACUGGGAGGAAGACGAGCUUAUCUUCACGGUGCACCUGGAGGAGGAGGAAAGCCCUGAGAACCUCCAGUGGGACAUCAGGAAGACCUACAUGGAUGUUAUACACUUCCGCAACAGAUGGCAGGACUCAACUAGUUUACCUACAAUCCUGGCGCUCGAGGGGUCCAAGGGUGAGUGCGAGGAAGAAACCAGAAUAUCAGUGGAGCAAUUUCUUCAGACGUUGGUAUCGGAUAAUCUCAUCGGCCUCACCCAACCAGUUUUCCAGUUCCUCUGUCCUCUCGACAAACUGCUGAAUGAGGAAGAACACAAUGGGGGCGUGUGGGGCCUUCUGAGCGGCUUGGCUUACUUCCUCACGCCGGGUCAAGAGGAAGAGGAGAACUUGAGCCCUCAAACGGAAGCGCCUAAAGAAAUGGAAAGACCAGAAACCCCCGAUGCCUUUACCGAGGCAUCGGUACUCCAAGGCUGUGAAGUUCCUGGUUCUUCGAUCCCAACUUUUGUGAUCUCCCAGCAUGGUUCUCCUCCGGAAUGGCCCGAAGAAGCAGGAACUCCCUCCGCUGUCUGCUCCGACUCUUCCAACGGAAACGGUUCCAAAGAUAAAACUGAGGACUCCGAUAAUCUCUUGACCUUUCACCUAAAAAACAUGUUCAAAGGACUGACCCGAUCCAGGUCGCUGGACUCUCUGGCCUCGACAAAAAACGCCAGCGACGAAGGCUCGCCCGAGUCCGACCCGUCGGCUCACAGCGGCCGGAAUGGGGACUCUCAGGAGAGGCCUGAAGGCCUGUCGCUGCUUCACUUCAGCAGCUGGUCCAACAAAAAAGAGCGACCGUGUUUCAAGAUCUCAGGUGGAGCCGUCAAGGCGAAGGGGAAGCACCCGGGCACUUUGUCAAGAGGCGAGGACUCCCAGGGUCAGAAGAGCCAAGUCAACUGGGAGCAGCUGGAGGCCACCAAAGCCAUUUUUGAUCUGCUGAAAGAAAUAUCUGGGAACUCCAUCCUCAUAAACAUAUUUGAUGCCAUUUUGAAACCCGUAAUGCCAAUCUUGAAAAAAAAAGUGAACGCUUUCCUGAACAAGAUGAACCCGACAGAGGUGCAAAUGGCCGCAUUAAUAGACGCCAUGCGGGGAAAAACAGUGGCCAGAUAUUAAGCCGGCAGCUCCUCCUGCUCCUCUCCCUCCUCGUACUGACGAGCAGAAGAACGAGACGAGGGAAAGGGCGCACAACCUAAUCAACGCCAAAUAUUCAAACUACCUCGUCCUGAAGAAGACUGACGUGGAGACGGUUUUUAAUAUUUUUCAGAACAGAAAAGAAAACAAACUGCUGCUCCAUAUGCUCCUGACAUUCCUAUUGAAAGAAUUUCUCCCCAAUGAGAAUUCCCUAAAUGUGAGUGCCACUGCCCCAUAGACAGUGAUGUCCACCAACUGAUUUGUGAAUGUCUUUUUUAAUGGUACUUUCUCAAUUUGUUUUAGAAUGUAAAAGUAUUUAUUAAACAUUUCAAUGCCUUAAAAUAUUUCUGAUUAUCUGUAUCACUGUCAAACAUUACUGUAAUCUUUACCUCGAACAUUCUGUCAAUAUUUCUGGGAAUUUUGUAUAGUCGAACUGAAGAAAACCAUAUUUCAUUUUUACUUUUUGAAUUUCACUGCUCACAUCUCGAUGUAAAACAUUUUUUUACAUUUUCUAAAAACUUGUCACUUUGAGCACUUUUGCGAGGUGAGUGUUUAUUUUCUAAAUUUUAAGGCAUAACGUUUUAUGCAAUAUGUUGGUACCGUUAUCAAAAGACUCAAGUUUUUCAAAUAAAAUGUUUUAAUAAA
Molecule: messenger RNA, 3080 nt
Organism: Gasterosteus aculeatus aculeatus (three-spined stickleback)
Lineage: Eukaryota; Metazoa; Chordata; Actinopteri; Perciformes; Gasterosteidae
Cellular component (GO): endosome
Molecular function (GO): phosphatidylinositol binding
Source: RefSeq, a predicted model, not a curated record